GCAGUACAUGGAACUAUGGAAGGGACUGGUUGAACAGGAACCACGUUUCACUCCUUUGACUUAUUGACUUAUAAAUCCUUUACCGUCACACAAUAACAUAACGGUUAGAAGAUUGGCGUGGCUCAUUGCCUUGUUGAUUACUUUUAGGACAUCUGUAAGGCCCCUGUUUUUUAAUUCGCUUCCGGCGUUCAGAAAGGUUGAGCCCGCCUUAACCCUCUAGAUCCCCGAUUGGCUGAUUUAAACCAUGCCCUUCUCAAUUCGAAUGGUAGCAUUACGUUCAUCUUUGUCUUUUCGGAUGCAGAAUACUGUUUGUGGUCCUUUAUUCGGAAUAUCAAGACAGUCUCACAACAUUCCAUUCGCUAAAGGUUUGGGUGAAACAAAACCGUUUAGUUUAAUCUGCCCUGAGCUGACCACAAAAUCAGUGUGUGAAAGGACUGCCAGCAAACUGCCAACUUAUAACAUACUUGGAUCCGGAAUGAUUCUUAUUAAAAAUUACAUCAGCCUCAAAGACCAGGUUGAUAUGGUGAAUGUAUGUCAAAAGUGGGGCAUGGGCCCCGGGGGCUUUUACCAGCCUAGUUUCCAAAAUGGAGCGAAACUUCAAUUCCAGAUGAUGUGUUUUGGUCGAAACUGGGAUCCGGUAACCAAGUAUAACAAACGUUACAGAAGUGAUGGUUCUGAACCACCCCCGCUUCCAAAAGAACUUAUUUCAUUGACUAAAACCAUAGUUCAGGAUGCUCAAGCCCAUCUGGUUGAACUUCCUUCAAUGCACCCAGAUAUUUGUAUAGUAAAUUUCUAUCAACUCUCUGGUCGACUUGGCCUCCAUCAGGAUCGUGAUGAGAGCUAUGAUAGUCUCCGAAGAGGACUGCCUGUGGUUUCCAUCUCCAUUGGCGACUCUGCAGAAUUCUUGUACGGUCAUUCUAGAGAUAAAACAAAGUGCGAAAAGGUUGUGUUGGAUUCAGGAGAUGUGUUUAUAUUCGGUGGCAAGUCUAGACUCGUUUAUCAUGGCGUGAAGCAAAUCAUUCCAAACUCGUGUCCUCUGCCGUUGUUACAAGAAACGGCGCUUAUACCUGGCCGUCUAAACCUUACUCUAAGGCAAUUUUGAUGUGCUCAUUUUUUUUUCUAAAAGCUAUUUUCCAAACACAGCCAAUGUCAAUUAAUUUCCCAUGACAAAUAGAGGUGUUUAUUCUGA
Molecule: messenger RNA, 1189 nt
Organism: Cuscuta campestris
Lineage: Eukaryota; Viridiplantae; Streptophyta; Magnoliopsida; Solanales; Convolvulaceae
Source: the annotation of a GenBank genome assembly